Talaromyces atroroseus is the source of this 1077-nucleotide messenger RNA. RefSeq lists its product as hypothetical. Gene Ontology annotation, biological process: vacuolar transport. Bases 1 to 1077 code for a protein of 358 amino acids. Lineage: Eukaryota; Fungi; Ascomycota; Eurotiomycetes; Eurotiales; Trichocomaceae. The transcript is spliced from 4 exons. The record is from RefSeq and is a predicted model, not a curated record.
AUGCAGCUGCUGACGCGGCCAACCGUACUGGCCACGUGCGGUCUCUUCUUCCUUCAUCUCUCGCACAUCGUCGAAGCUGCGUCCGAUACACCUGCGCAUCGGCCAUGCUCUGUCCAGUCCCCAACUACAGGCGCAUUCUUUGAUUUGAACUCCAUCUCGCUCUCGCCGCCGGAACUUAAGGACGGGAGGAAGGUGCACAAGACCGAUCGGGAUGAGAGCUGGGAAGCCCGCGGCCAUGACUAUGGCGCUAAUUUCACCAUGAAUAUAUGUGCCCCAGUCAUUGAGACUGUCGUAGAUGUGGUUGGAGUAGAGAAGGCGAGGUGGCAGAAUGUGAGCGCUUAUUAUGAACACAAGGGAAAGAUAUACUCUCUCGGAGAGCAAAACCCAGAACCGAUCUUCCGCGGUAAACGGCUCGUGUUGAACUAUACCAAUGGCUCGCCAUGCACAAGCUCCGGGAAUCCACUACUCGGCUCAAGCCUUCAUGCCGAUGAUGACUUUACAGCAGAACAUGGAUAUAGCUCAAGCAAGCCCUCUUAUUCAGCCACAGCAGCAGGCGACAGUCAAACGACCAAGAGGAAAUCCGCCAUCAUGUCAUUCCUAUGUGACCGCGAAGCUCCUGCUGCCACACCCGCUGUUUCUUUCGUCGGCACGAUGGAUUCGUGCACAUACUUCUUCGAAGUUAGAAGCUUGGUGGCUUGUGGUGGCGUGGCUGCAGUACCUGAAGGUGGUCUGGGACCGGCCGGUGUCUUUGGAGUGAUUGCUCUAAUUGCCGUUUUUGUUUAUCUCCUUGGAGGGUGCGCAUAUCAGCGUACAGUAAUGCACCAACGCGGCUGGAGACAAUGCCCCAAUUUCAGCCUAUGGUCUGACCUAGUCGGAUUUGUUCAGGACUUCAUCAUCAUCAUAUUUUCCUCUAUAACGCGCUGCUUCGUUAGAAAAGAUUCCUCAUCACGCCCCAAUGGCCAAAGAGGCAUAAUCAGUGCCAUUGGCGGUCGUCGAGGCGCCGAUCGAGGGGAUAGAGGGGACGUUGACGCCGAAAAUCGUUUAAUAGAUCAAUUGGACGAGGAAUGGAAUGAAUAA